CGGCCGACGACGCCAGCCAUCACUAUGCCGAACCGGAAGGGCCUGCUGGCCCCGCAGAACACGUUCCUCGACACGAUCGCCACGCGGUUCGACGGCACCCACAGCAACUUCGUGCUGGGCAAUGCCAAGGUGUCGUCGACGUUCCCGAUCGUGUACUGUUCGGACGGCUUCUGCGAGCUGACGGGGCACGCUCGCGCCCAGAUCAUGCAGAAGGGGUGUGCGUGUCGCUUCCUGUACGGCCCGGACACGGCCGAGGAACACCGCCAGCAGAUCGAGCUGUCGCUCGAGAGCAAGACUGAGCUGAAGCUCGAGGUCAUGUUCUACAGGAAAAACGGCUCGCCCUUCUGGUGCCUGCUGGACAUCGUGCCGAUCAAGAACGAGAAGCGGGAGGUGGUGCUCUUCCUGGCGUCGCACAAGGACAUCACGCCGACCAAGGUGGCGCAGAUGUCCUCCUUGCCGUAUGAGGAACCCGAGGAGGAGCGGUUGUGCGGCGACGGAGAGCUCCGCCGAUCAAACUACCAGCGGCGUCGGUCCCGCGCCGUGCUCUACCAGCUGUCCGGACACUACACCCAGGAGAGGAAGUCCAAGAUCAAGCUCAAUAACUCACUGCUGCUGCAGCCGGGGUCUACAGCACCCUUGCCCGAGUACAAAACUGUGUCAGCCAAACGAUCGAAGUUCGUCCUCUCUCAUUAUGGAAUUUUUAAGUCCUGCUGGGACUGGCUGAUCCUCGUCGCCACGUUCUACGUGGCCGUGGUUGUGCCGUACAACGCCAGCUUCGUCAUGGAUCGUGACAGGCCGUCGGUGGUCAGCGAUGUCGUGGUGGAAGCGCUGUUCCUCAUUGACAUCGUCCUCAACUUCCGCACAACGUACGUGAACAAGAAAGGUGAGGUGGUCUCCAACCCGCGCUACAUCGCCACCAACUACCUAAAGGGCUGGUUCAUCGUGGAUCUGCUGGCGGCGCUGCCGUUCGACCUGCUGUUCGCGGCGGACGUCUACAGCUCGCUCCGACGGGUUCUUAACUUGAAAGACGAGGAGACUCCGAUCCACCUGCUGAAGCUGACGCGCUUGCUACGGCUGGUGCGACUCCUGCAGAAGAUCGACCGCUACACCCAGUACAGCAGCAUGAUACUGACACUGCUACUCGUGCUGUUCUCGCUGGCUGCCCAUUGGCUGGCCUGCGUGUGGUACGUGCUGGCCGACCGGGAGCGCCAGCAGCACUCCGCCGACUGGGACAUUGGCUGGAUACCACAACUGGCAGAGCGGCUGCACCUGUCCGUGGACAACGUCACGUCCGAGAUGUCCUACAUCACGGCCCUUUACUUCACCUGCACCAGCCUCACCAGCGUGGGCUUCGGAAACGUGUCCGCCAACACCAACAGCGAGAAAAUCUUCAGCGUGGUCGUAAUGCUGGUUGGAGAUCGGCAUGCCAUGUCGGUGAGCCUUGCACACUGCUUAUCACACUGCUUGCUUGACGGUCACGUGCAGAUCGGCAUGCCAUGUCGGUGA
Pollicipes pollicipes is the source of this 1506-nucleotide messenger RNA. Its product is annotated as potassium voltage-gated channel subfamily H member 8-like. The transcript is spliced from 11 exons. Lineage: Eukaryota; Metazoa; Arthropoda; Thecostraca; Pollicipedomorpha; Pollicipedidae. Bases 25 to 1506 code for a protein of 493 amino acids. The record is from RefSeq and is a predicted model, not a curated record. Gene Ontology annotation, biological process: potassium ion transmembrane transport; regulation of membrane potential. Gene Ontology annotation, cellular component: plasma membrane. Gene Ontology annotation, molecular function: voltage-gated potassium channel activity.